Rana temporaria (common frog) is the source of this 4614-nucleotide messenger RNA. It is a transcript of the gene PHKA2, whose product is annotated as phosphorylase kinase regulatory subunit alpha 2. The transcript has 34 exons. The record is from RefSeq and is a predicted model, not a curated record. Lineage: Eukaryota; Metazoa; Chordata; Amphibia; Anura; Ranidae. Gene Ontology annotation, cellular component: phosphorylase kinase complex. Bases 357 to 4073 code for a protein of 1238 amino acids. Gene Ontology annotation, molecular function: calmodulin binding. Gene Ontology annotation, biological process: glycogen metabolic process.
CCUCUUCUGGCCAAGUGUGGAACAGCACCGAGCACAGACAAGUAGUGACAGCAGCAGCCAUAGCUUGAGCCAUAGGAGGAGGACAGGAAACCAUUUGUGUGUUAUACAUCCUGGGUGACGAUCGGUCUAUGGCAAUCCUCGCCCUGUCCCCCUGAUGGGUGUAUGAUGGGACUGGGCAGCACACAGAACACGUAUGACAGCUGAACGCUAACUGUCACCCUGUGCAAUGCCAGGUCACCAGUUGCCUCCCACUGUCAUUGAGUGGUGAAUGAAUGGGGACGGGUCCCUGAGAGGCAGAGGACAUCGGGCGUAGCUCAGUAGAUGACCCGGGAUAAAGGAUCUGCCUGCCUGCCAACAUGAGGAGUCGGAGCAACUCGGGGGUUCGGCUGGACGGUUACGCCAGGCUUGUCCAACAAACCAUUCUCUGCAAUCAGAAUCCAGUCACUGGGCUGCUCCCUGCUAGUAAGGACCAGAAAGAUGCUUGGGUACGAGACAAUGUGUACAGCAUCCUGUCUGUGUGGGGCCUGGGGAUGGCAUACAGGAAGAAUGCCGACCGGGAUGAGGAUAAAGCCAAAGCCUAUGAACUAGAACAGAGUGUAGUGAAGCUGAUGCGUGGGGUUCUGCACUGCAUGCUCAGACAGGUUGAUAAAGUUGAAAAGUUUAAGCACUCUCAGAGUACAAAAGAUUGUCUUCAUGCCAAGUAUAACACCUCUACGUGUAGUACUGUUGUUGGAGAUGACCAAUGGGGACAUCUACAGGUUGAUGCUACCUCACUCUUCCUGCUUUGCCUAGCAGAAAUGACGGCUGCAGGUCUUCGUAUUGUGUUUACACUGGAUGAAGUGGCCUUCAUACAGAAUCUUGUAUUUUAUAUAGAAGCUGCUUAUAAAGUUGCUGAUUAUGGAAUGUGGGAAAGAGGAGACAAAACAAAUCAAGGACUUCCUGAGCUCAAUGCCAGCUCUGUGGGAAUGGCCAAAGCUGCUCUUGAAGCUAUUGAUGAACUUGACCUGUUCGGUGCUCAUGGAGGUCCUAGGUCAGUGAUCCAUGUCCUACCGGAUGAUGUAGAACAUUGCCAGUCUAUUCUGUACUCUAUGUUACCUCGAGCAUCCACCUCCAAAGAGAUUGAUGCUGGUCUGCUGUCUAUCAUUUCAUAUCCAGCAUUUGCAGUGGAAGAUAUAACCCUUGUGAAUGUCACCAAAAAUGAAAUCCUCACAAAGCUGCAAGGAAGAUAUGGCUGCUGUAGAUUUCUGCGUGACGGAUAUAAAACUCCAAGAGAGGACCCGUCCAGAUUACAUUACGACUCCACAGAACUGAAGCUGUUUGAGAACAUUGAGUGUGAGUGGCCUGUGUUCUGGACAUACCUAGUCAUUGAUGGAGUUUUUAAUGGAGACCACGUUCAGGUGCAGGAAUACAGAGAGGCCCUAGAAGGGAUAAUAAUUCGAGGUAAACAUGGAAUUCACCUGAUGCCUGAACUGUAUGCAGUCCCACAUGACAAGAUUGAAGAGGAGCAUCACAACCCCCAUACAGUUGAUCGUAUUCCCUUGGGGAAGACACCACAUUUGUGGGCACAGUCUCUGUAUAUUCUGGGAUCUCUUCUUGCUGAGGGAUUUUUAGCUCCUGGAGAAAUCGACCCUCUAAAUAGAAGAUUUUCAACUGCUUUUAAGCCUGAUGUUGUCGUGCAAGUUUCCGUUCUGGCUGAAUCCAAAGAAAUAAAGGAAAUGCUAAAGAAACAUGACAUUGAUGUUCAAAGUUUUAGCGAUAUUCGACCAUUCCGAGUGCAGCCUGCAAGAAUUCUGAGUCAUCUCUAUGCUAAAUUGGGCAUUAAUAGGGCCAUGAAACUGAGUGGACGUCCUUACCGCCACAUUGGAGUCCUGGGAACAUCUAAACUGUACACAAUUAGGAAUCAGAUCUUCACUUUUACUCCUCAGUUUACAGACCAGAACCACUUCUAUCUGGCUUUGGACAGCAAAAUGGUGGUUGAGAUGCUCCGUACUGAAUUGGCUUACCUGACCUCUUGCUGGAGAAUGACAGGAAGACCUACCGUCACGUUUCCCAUUACCCAUUACAUGCUCAAUGAGGAUGGCUCUGACAUAGACCCUGCUAUUCUGUCAACUGUUAGAAAACUUGAUGAUGGAUAUUUUGGAGGAGCAAGGGUAAAACAAGGGAAAUUGUCUGAUUUCCUUACCACCUCCUUCUUCACUCAUCUGAGUUUCCUGGAUGUUGACUGCGAUGAAAAGCUUUUGGAUGGAGAUAGCGAGGGAUACUAUAGCCCAGACAAUGACUAUGAAUAUGAAUUGGCUGGAUUUCAAACAGAGCCAACAGAAAAUGAUGAUACACAAGAUGAGCUGGACCAGUACAUAAAUCAACUACAGCAAAGUGUGGCUUCUGCCACUCAUUUGCCCCCUUUAGUGGCUAAUUCGUCAAAUCACUCUGCCUUCAGUGCCCUGCACUCCACCCGGGAUAUUUUCUCCAUAAUGGCCAAAUCUAAAGGCCUUGAAGUUCCAAACUCUUCUUUGUUCCUGCCUGCUAAAAAUCUGAGUGGUCACCGACGCUCUUUAAAUCUUUUAGAAGUUCCCCAAUUGCACAAACCUCAGAAUAAAGAAGCCGAGCUAAACUUACCCAGGGACCCGCAUGGUAAUGUAGACUGUCAGAAAUUGGUGGAACAACUUAAAGAUUGCUCUACCCUUCAGGAUCAGGCAGAUAUAUUGUACAUACUCUAUGUCAUAAAAGGACUAGACUGGGAUACCAAUCUGAAUGGACAAUGUGGAGUCACCCUGCACUGCCUACUGAGUGACCUAUACAGCAAAGCCGGACUUAACCGAGAGUGGGGUCUAAUCCGCUACAUCUCUGGGCUGCUGAAAAAGAGAGUGGAAGUGCUUGCUGAGGCAUGCACUGAUAUCCUGUCACACCAAAAACAGCUAACAGUGGGUCUUCCCCCUGAACCCCGUGAAAAGACCAUUACAGCGCCUUUACCUCCAGAAGAGCUGGCUGCCUUGAUCUAUGAAGCUAGUGGACAGGAUAUCAGUAUUGCUGUACUCACACAGGAGAUCAUGCUGUAUCUGGCCAUGUAUGUCCGCUCCCAGCCCAUUCUUUUUGGAGAAAUGCUCCGGCUUCGGAUUGGUCUAAUCAUCCAGGUGAUGGCCACGGAGUUAGCCCGCAGCUUAAACUGUUCAGGUGAAGAGGCUUCAGAAAGCCUGAUGAGUCUUAGUCCUUUUGACAUGAAGAAUCUCCUUCAUCACAUCUUGAGCGGAAAGGAAUUUGGUGUGGAACGGAGCAUGCGUCCGAUUGAUUCAAGUGCAACCAGCCCAGCUAUUUCAAUCCAUGAGAUGGGACACACAGGAGUCACCAAGACUGAAAGAUCCGGGAUUACUAGGCUACGGAGUGAAAUGAAACAAAUGGAUAGGAGGUUUAGUGCCGAUGAUCAGUUCUUGCAUGGGCAUUCUGUAAGCAGCAUCCAUUCAUCAAGGUCUACGAGAUGCAGCAGUCCUUCGUCUCCUACUGGAACUUUGUCACCAACAGCAUCUAGUGGACCCCAGCUUAUAUGGGAUGAUCACCAAGGUCAGUGGCUAAGAAGGAGAAGACUUGAUGGAGCCAUCAACAGGGUACCAAUGGGUUUUUACCAGAAAGUGUGGAGCCUCCUUCAAAAGUGUCAUGGAUUGUCAAUUGAUGGAUAUGUUCUUCCAUCCUCAAGCACAAGAGAGAUGACAGCUUGUGAAAUAAAGUUUGCUGUCCACGUGGAGUCUGUCCUCAAUCAUGUUCCUCAGCCUGAGUACAGGCAGCUGCUGGUAGAGGCCAUACAUGUUCUCACUCUAGUGUCAGACAUGGAAGUGAAUAGCAUUGGAGGCAUCAUCCAUGUGGAUCGUAUUGUGCACAUGGCCAGUGAUCUGUUCCUUCAGGACCAGAAAGCUCUUGGAGCUGGAGAUUUUUACCUCGACCAAGAUCCAGCCACAGGGAUCUGCAACUUUUUCUUCGACAGUGCUCCGAGUGGGGCCUUUGGUACAAUGACUUACUUGACCAAAGCCGUGGCCAGUUACCUACACGACUUUUUACCCAAUACAAGUUGUAUGAUGCAGUGAGAGGUCAGGCUACCAUAUAGGAUGCGUUGGUCUGUUUCUGUAAAAGGAAAAAGGCUGGGCAGCUGUUAAUUCACAUUCAAAAGCAUUUCUGUAAGGUUACCUGUUUAUUCUUGUUACAGAUGGAAUUUUUUAAUUAUAACAUGAACCAAGAACUAUUCUUGUAAAAGCAUGGGCUGUGGGAACAAUGUCAUUUAAAAACUCUGUUUAAACACAAUAUUUAUUGCAAUAUUUCAGAAGAGUAUUUCUUCACUUAAAUAGCAUCAAACUUUAGAAAAAGUUAACUCUUGAACUAGUCCAAUGCUUUUCUACAACCCAAAAUAUCCCCCACUGUACCCGUUUUUCCUUUGUAGCCAAGUGCAAAUACGGCACUUAUUUCACCAAAUUACUAAUUUUUGGACAGGUUACAUGCUCGGUGGAAUUUCUGAAAAAAGUCUGCUAUGUUUAGGAACAUACCAGCCCCACAGAUCUUAUGCCGCGUACACACGAUCAUUUUUCGGGAUUGAGAAAAACGUUGUUUUAAAAGAAUGUAAUUUAAAAUGAU